This is a messenger RNA of Boleophthalmus pectinirostris (great blue-spotted mudskipper), 3139 nucleotides long. RefSeq names its product glutamyl aminopeptidase (gene enpep). Gene Ontology annotation, biological process: peptide catabolic process; proteolysis. Gene Ontology annotation, cellular component: cytoplasm. The transcript has 20 exons. Bases 38 to 2947 code for a protein of 969 amino acids. Gene Ontology annotation, molecular function: zinc ion binding; metalloaminopeptidase activity; peptide binding. NCBI's taxonomy places the organism in Eukaryota, Metazoa, Chordata, Actinopteri, Gobiiformes, Gobiidae. The record is from RefSeq and is a predicted model, not a curated record.
AGUAGUUGUAGUUGUGGUGGUAGCAGGGGUCACCAUAAUGAACAGCUUGGAUUUUGAAAAGCAGGAGAAGCGCUACUGUAUUCAAGGCAAGCAUGUAGCCAUCAUCUGUGCUACAGUGGCGGUCUGUUCCUUAGUUGUAGGUCUUGCAGUGGGACUAUCCAAGACCUCCAGCGAGACCUCUCCUCCUCCGACUUUACCCCCAACGGGGAAGCCUCCCACGCAGCCGACGAAGCCUCCCACGCAGCCGCCGCAGACUUCCACGCAGCCGCCUCAGCCUUCCAAGGGACCCUGCCUGCCAUCCGAAGACUCCACCGGAGACUGGAAGAACUUUCGCUUGCCUAACUAUGUCAAUCCAGUUCACUAUGAUUUGCACCUGGAGCCAAAUAUGGUUGAUGAUACCUACUCUGGAACGGUGGACAUUCAAGUGGAGGUGACCCAGACCACCAAACAUUUGUGGCUGCAUAUCAGGGAGACAUACGUGAGCGCGCUGCCCCGUUUGAGGGCCGGGGCGAGCCAGGAGGAUGGGGCGAGUGUGGGGGUGACCAGGUGUUUUGAGUACAAGACGCACGAGUAUGUGGUGGUGGAGGCGGAGACGACCCUAGCCCCGGGGAACUACGUACUGAGUCUGGACUUCAAGGGGGUGCUCACCGGGUCCGUGGUGGGGUUCUACAGGGUGGUGUACAUCGAGGGAGGCGUCACCAAAAAGAUCGCAGCCACCGAUCACGAGCCCACCGACGCCCGCAAGUCCUUCCCCUGCUUUGACGAGCCCAACAAGAAGGCCACAUACACAGUGUCCAUCACCCAUGACAAGGCCUACAAGGCUCUGGCCAACAUGCCCCAGGAGGGCGAAUCAGAGGUCUUACCUGGAGACAAGCUGAAGACCUCCUUCAUCAAGUCGGUCCCCAUGAGCACCUAUCUGGUCUGCUUCGCUGUGCACCAGUUUGAGUCUGUGCAGAGGAUUUCUGCUAGAGGAAUACCUUUAAAGAUCUGGGCCCAGCCUUCUCAGCUGCACACCGCAGUGUACGCUGCUGAUACUACCAAGAUCAUCUUUGAUUACUUUGAGGAAUACUUCAACAUGAACUACAGCAUCUCAAAACUUGAUAAGAUAGCCAUUCCUGACUUUGGCACUGGGGCCAUGGAGAACUGGGGCCUUAUCACCUACAGAGAGACCAACCUGCUGUACGAUGAGAAAGAGUCGUCCUCCACCAACAAGCAGAGAGUGGCCAGUGUCAUCGCCCAUGAACUGGUGCAUCAGUGGUUCGGAAACAUAGUGACCAUGGACUGGUGGGACGACCUGUGGCUGAACGAGGGCUUCGCCAGCUUCUUUGAGUAUGUGGGCGUGGAGCAGGCUGAGCCCACCUGGGGAAUGCGAGACAUCAUGAUCAUCAGUGAUGUCUUGCCCGUGAUGGAGGACGAUGCCCUGCUCUCCUCUCACCCCAUAAUCGUGGACGUUUCUACUCCGGCCGAGAUCACUUCUGUCUUCGACGCCAUUUCAUACAGCAAGGGUGCUUCAGUGCUGCGAAUGCUGGAGGACUGGAUGGGCAAAAACAUGUUUAGAGAUGGUUGUCGGCAAUACUUGAAGGAUUACUAUUUCACAAAUGCCAAAACUGCAAACUUCUGGGCGUCACUUGCAAAGGCGAGCGGUCUUCCCGUUGCGGAGGUGAUGGACACUUGGACUCAGCAGAUGGGAUACCCAGUCGUGAUGCUGUCUGUCACCGAGACAGCGGCCAAACUUACCCAGAAACGCUUCCUCCUGGACCCCAACGCGGACAUCAGCCAACCCCCCACUCCUCUAGGGUAUAAGUGGACAAUGCCUGUGGAAUUCCAUGCUAUAAAGAGCAACAGGGACUUCAUGGCAAUGUUUAACAAGACAGAAUCAGAGCUCGUGGUGCCUCCGUACUCCUCUGCGGUGGAUGGGCUGUUGAAGGUGAACAACGACCACAUUGGCUUCUACAGAGUGAACCACGACGAGCACGUGUGGACCUCCAUCAGCCAGCAGCUCCUCUCAGAUCAUACAGAAUUUGAUGCAGCUGACAGAACCAGUUUUAUCGAUGACGUCUUUGCUCUUGCAAGGGGAGACAUCAUAGACUACGGAAAUGCCUUUAACCUUACCCAGUAUCUGACCAAUGAGACGGAGUACAUUGUGUGGAAGACUGUGGCCACUUCUAUCUCUUAUGUCCGGGAAAUGCUGUCAAAUAAUGAUGCACUCUAUCCUAAGUUUCAGAAACUCUUCCGAAAUCACGUCACAGCCAUCGCUACUAAACUGGGCUGGGAGGAUGUGGGAGACCAGAAAACCAGGUUGCUACGGGAGACGGUCCUGGGCAUCGCCUGUGGGAUGGGAGACGAUGCGGCGCUGAACGAAGCCUCUCGCCUGUUUGACCAGUGGAUCGAUGGGACACUGAGUAGCGUGGCUGUGAACCUCCGGCUGCUCGUCUAUCGUUACGGCAUGAAGAGAUCUGGGACUGCUGCAAAGUGGGAGACAAUGUUCCAGAGAUACACCACCUCCACACUGGCCCAGGAGAAAGACAAACUUCUGUAUGGACUGGCCUCUGUGGAGGAUGUCAAUCUUCUCUACAGGCUGCUGGAGGCCUCUAAAGACGAGAGCGUGGUGCGCAGUCAGGACCUGUUCACUUUGGUGCGCUACGUGUCCUACAACCCCCUGGGACAGAGCAUGGCCUGGGACUGGACCACUCUCAACUGGGACUACCUGGUCGACCGUUACACCAUCAAUGACAGGAACUUGGGCCGUCUCCUGGGCUACAUCAGCACCUCGUACAACACAGACUUGCAGCUGUGGAAGAUGGAACACUUUUUCAAGAUGACACCAAACGCAGGGGCAGGGGAGAUGCCCAGAAAACAGGCCCUAGAGACGGUCCGGAACAACAUCGAGUGGCUGCGCCGUAACCAGGACGAGAUCAAACUAUGGCUGGACAACAAUGUGGUAUAGUCACAACACGGCAUAGGCCCAACUUACUGAACUGGCACUGGACUCAUAAUCUGCACCAUUUUAUUUACUUUGUAUUGUAUAUUAUGUUGUACUUGUGAUUCUGUAUUGUUAUGAGUAAAUUAUGUAUCAGAUUAAAUAUAAGUCUAUUUUAUUUUUUGUAUGACAUUUGAGGACUGAAAGAUUUAAUCAUUA